This is a messenger RNA of Acanthocheilonema viteae, 2454 nucleotides long. The record is from the annotation of a GenBank genome assembly. NCBI's taxonomy places the organism in Eukaryota, Metazoa, Nematoda, Chromadorea, Rhabditida, Onchocercidae.
AUGGAAAGAAAGGAUAAGGAGCGAAGGUCAUCGAUACUAAAACCACAGCAGCCUGUAAAUAAUGAGAAUGGCGAGUUGUCAACGACAAUAACAUCCACAGCAAAGAGACGUGUCAGCUUUCAUACUGUUCGGAUUGUUCAGGAGUUUGAUGCGGAAUGUAGUGAGAUCAUACAUUCUCCUCAUAACGAACCUAUGAAAUUGUACGAUACAACAAGUUCGGAUGGUUUAACCUCGGACCAAGUGUCUGGCUGUGAAUCAAAAGAUGGAUGUGCAGCAGAAAAGAACACAAAUAAACUUAACCACACAUUAGAAAAUUUCAUGCCAGUAACAACAUCUACACCGCUUCUUCGCUUAAAAGGCCUCAGUGAUUUAAGCGAUAAUUCGACUCAUGCAGAUGGCGAUGCUAACGGUGAUAUGAUUUAUGCUUUUAUGCUCAAACUUUGCUAUGCCGAAAUAUGCAAUCCAACACAAUCUCAUGACAUCACAAGAAAAGAGGAAACAAAUGAUGCAUUGGAGCACAUUCUGGAAGAAACGAUUCAGAAUGAAAAACUGGAUGUUCUGGAUGUAGAAUCAAUGGAUGUGAGCAAUUCAGAUCAUCUUUCCCCAGUAACGGCUGACGCCACCAGAAAGCUGUUCGGACAGUCUGCUGUCUUCCGACAUUUUAACAGUCCAAAUCAGCAGUCAGGCGUGUACGAUGAAACUUUAGCAUCAAAUGCAACACGAUUGAUUUUCAAAGCUGGCGAAAGCAAUAGACGUCAAAGUGAAGUCACAAAUGAUGAAUUGAAAGUGGAUACUGAAAAACCGUCUGUGAUUCCCUCAUAUGCAGGCACUGCUGAUAUGGACAUUUCUUCUGGCGAUGGUCAAAUAUUCGAGGUAGCAACAGAUGUUUCCUCCAAGCAAAUAACAGCUGCAUCCGACGUUGCCGAUGAAUCAACAAACAUUUUGUUUAGGACAAGCAGUGUGGGAAAAGAUGCAGAAAGAUCAAAUCAUAAAGUGGAUUCAAAAAGUAUCGUUAUGGUCGAUGACACUCAGACUUUAAACGGCAUUUCUUCAAACAUAGAAUCAAUGACUCCACAGGUCAAUGUUGCAUGUGAUCUGCCAAUGAAGUCUGCUCAUAAUACUGAUCAAGUUGCACAUUCUGCUGAUGAUAUUGUUUUGGAACUUUCUUCACAACUUAAUCGUCAACAUAUAUCCAGUGAGUUUCUUCCGUCGGUUCGGAAAACAGCACUUCAAUCACCGGCUGCUUUGCCAAAGAAGAAAAUUCGUUUAUUCAGUCCAAAAGUCAUUCUUCCGCCGAAAACAAGCACAUUACUGUUUGGGUCACCAAGAGUUGGUGCUGCGAAGAUUGCUUCAAGCCCUGUUGAGAAAGCUGGCCUGGUAAAUACUCCCGAAAAUGCAGCAAGCAUUGAUAAGUCUACUGAUAAGGUUUUAACUGAAAUCAAACAUCGACUGCGUCGUAGCUUAAAUCACUCUGGAAUAUUCACUUUGUCGGAACUUUCUGCUGCUGAUAAUGUGGGUAUGUUGUAUGAUAUCCCUAUGCCAGAACCAUUGCUUCACUCGGACGAACUCGACGAUCAAGUUUCAACAGCGGAAUCUUUCGAUGCCGAAGUACAUACAGCUAUUGAGCAAUCCUAUGUUGAAUCGUCAUCGCUGUCAUCGCGUCAUUCUGAAAUUAUCACAGCUGCUUUGGGGAAUGAGUCAAGUUUCCUAACCAGUCGUGUUGAUACUGUGGGAUUCAAUAUCAAUUUUCGGACAAUACCAUGUUUACGAAUUAAGCCAAAUGACCAACCGCAAAUUGUGGAACUCAAGCAGUUGGCAACGACAAAUUUGCGUAAACGUAUUGCCGAAGUUGUUGAUAGAUGUAAAGGUCUGAUCAGCACGGAGCUUCCAAAUUGCGACAAUAAAAAAAUCGCCGAAUGUAUAAGAACGUUAAAUCCCAGAAAACUAUCAAAAAAAGAAGCAAUUUGGUUUGAUGUAUGUUAUCUAAUGGCGCAACGAGAGUGGUUCGUAUUAAGAGCUAAAUUAGCCAAACUGACAAAUGAAAAGUUGGAUGAACUAUUGCUUGAGACGAAAGCUGAAUCAGACCAAAAAAAGCAGUUAGCACAAUGUGUGGAAGAUUAUCAACGAAAUUAUUGUGAAGUAAUGCAGCAUUAUGCUCAAUUGAAAUCGCUAGAUGAAGCUGUCGAUAAUGAGGUACAAAAUGAGAUGAAACUUGACGAGUUGACACAAGCGAAACGUGUUGGACGUUUAGAAAUUGUACAGAAGGAAUUGGAACUUACCAAGAAACAGGGCGCAUAUGUAAAAGUUCUGCUAAAAGAAUAUGAUAGAACGAAGUCUGCUAUGGAAGCGCAAAUGGCAAAGAAAAUUGCACAACAAGCAGAAUUUUUACGAAAAUAUGACGAAGAUAUUGCUGAGUAUCGCGAAUUGUUAACUGGGAAACAACAGAAAGAUUGA